This is a messenger RNA of Protomyces lactucae-debilis, 1153 nucleotides long. RefSeq lists its product as uncharacterized. NCBI's taxonomy places the organism in Eukaryota, Fungi, Ascomycota, Taphrinomycetes, Taphrinales, Protomycetaceae. The transcript has a single exon. The record is from RefSeq and is a predicted model, not a curated record. Gene Ontology annotation, biological process: proteasome-mediated ubiquitin-dependent protein catabolic process. Gene Ontology annotation, molecular function: endopeptidase inhibitor activity; proteasome binding. Bases 21 to 1052 code for a protein of 343 amino acids.
CCCAUCACACCACGGCCAGUAUGGAUGCGCCGAGUCCUGCAAAGCUCAUUGGCAUUAUCAAGCAAUCGCUUGAUGGAGAUCAUACACAAUUGAGUCCAGCACAGGCGAUUGCGCUCCUCUGCCACGCGAAUGUGCUUGUUGCGGGCUUCAAAUGCAUCAAACCUGUUGACGGCGACACUGCGCCUAGCUCCCUAGACAACGUGCAGCCCGUGGAGAUUCCAGAAGAUGACAUCAAAUUGAGUUAUGAGCUCGAAGACACGGCACUCGACUUGAAAGUAUCGGCCAUGCGAAGCAAAAUUGUCAUCUAUGGCAUGGAUCAUUCAGACAAUACUGCUUCACUCGAGGUCGCUACAGAUGAGUACACAAAGAGCGCAACAAAUGCAGAGUCCCUUGUGGAUUCUUUCAUCAGCUUGGCGCAGGUGAAGGCCUUCAGCAGUCUGUUCAAGGCUCAAAUACUAAACAAGCUCGUCGCAAAUACUGAUCAAUCAGAGGAAGAUGAUCAAUCUGGCAAGGCGGCCCAGACACAGGCGCAGCCCCGGGCUCAAGCACAAGAGCAACGUGAAGAAAGGAUACCCAUGCCUUCUCGAGAGGAGCCCUUACAACUGCCAAACCAGGGACGUCAGCAAAGUCGGCCGAGUGAUUGGCCACCGGAGCUCGAAGACGAACACCAGCUGCUGCAGCCUGCACGAGGCCAGUCAACAACAGGCGGCCGUGGUAUUGGCCGCAUUGGAGAUGAUGACUUGAGACCACCGGGAAUUGAUGCCAUGAAUCCCUUUGGGCGAGAUGGGCCUAGGAUGCCUGGUAUGGGUGGCGGCCAUCGCGGCAUGCACCCAACACCAGAUGACUUCUUCCCUGGUGGUGGCAACACGGGCCCCUUUGGAGAGUUACCAGAUGGAAGGACACCUGGACCAGCUCCACCUGCAGGUGCGCGCUAUGAUCCUGUCUUCCCAGGUGAUCCAUUCGGGGGACCCGGUCGAGGUAUGGGACGUGGUCGAGGUGGCGGUGGUCCUGGGCGAGGUGCAUUUGGAGGUAGCGACAACAUGUUUGGUUAGUGCUGAUGCAAAGGCUCAUCUAUAGGCUUUUAAUGAUUAGGUUUUACGAAUAGCAACGAACAAUAGUUUUAAGCUCGACUGUCAUAGUAUUCUUGUCGUGG